AGCAGGUUGAGUUUUCGUCUGCUCCCCGCCGGCAAUGCCUCUCGCCUCCCCGCUCCUCCUACCAGGCGCCGCCGCCAGCCCGGCCGCGCCCCCGUGGCGGGAGCAGGUCACCGUCCGCGGCGUCGCCGUAGCGGCGGCGCUGGGCGCGCUGCUAUGCGUGGUCAUCCACCGCCUCAACCUCACCGUCGGGGUCAUCCCGGCGCUCAACGUCGCCUCGGGCCUCCUCGCCUUCUUCCUCGCGGCGGCGUGGCAGGCCGUCGCCGGAAGACUAGGGUUCGGCCGUGGGCCGCCCUUCACCAGGCAGGAGAACACCGUCAUCCAGACAUGCGCCAUCGCCUGCGCCGGCAUCGCAUUUAGCGGGUGCUCGGCCUCGUACAUCUUUGCAAUGGACAGGAAGACUUAUGAGCUCGUGGGACCAGACUAUCCGGGUAAUCGACCGGAGGAUGUUAGAGAUCCUUCACUUGGAUGGAUGAUCAGUUUCCUGUUCCUCAUUGCUCUCCUUGGGCCAUUUAGCAUUGUCAUUCUGCGAAAGGUGAUGGUGAUUGAUUACAAGCUUACAUUCCCUGGUGGGACUGCUACUGCCCUGAUGAUUAAUAGCUUGCAUGGGAAAGCAGAAGGUGAUCUUGCAGGGAAAAAGGUAAAUUGUCUUGUAAAGUACAUGAGCAUUAGUUUUGGCUGGAGCUUCUUUAAGUGGUUCUUUAGUGGUGUUGGUGACUCUUGUGGUUUUGACAAUUUCCCGACAUUUGGGCUUUUAGCUUUUCAGAAUACAUUUUAUUUCAACUUCAGUCCUAGUUAUGUUGGGUUUGGUCUUAUUUCCCCCCAUAUUGUGAACUGCUCGGUUUUCCUUGGGUCAGUCAUAUCUUGGUGUUUUCUUUGGCCAUUUAUCAGUGCAAAGGCUGGUCAUUGGUACCCAGAUAACCUUGGUAACAGUGACUUCAGAGGCCUGUAUGGUUAUAAGGUUUUCAUAGCCAUUUCUAUCAUACUUGGAGAUGGUCUCUAUAACUUGGUUAAGAUAUUUGUCAUUAUUGCUAAGGAAUUCUGUAAUGUACGAUCCAAACAGCAUGAUCUUCCUGUUGAAGCUCUGGAAGAUGAUGAGAACUCUGAACAGUUAGUGGAAGAGAAACUACAAACUGAGGUAUUCCUCAAAGAUAGUAUACCUCCUUGGUUUGCUGCUUCUGGUUACAUCGCACUGGCAGCAAUAUCCACCGCCACUGUGCCCACCAUAUUUCCCCAGCUCAAGUGGUACCUUGCCCUCUUGUGCUACUUCCUUGCUCCUGCUGUUGCCUUCUGCAACUCCUACGGCAUGGGCCUCACAAACCUGAACCUCGCCCCCACCUACGGCAAGAUCGCCCUCUUCGCAUUCGCCUCACUUGUCGGCAGUGACGGCGGUGGAGUCAUCGCUGGCCUUGCAGCAUGUGGCAUCAUAAUGUCCAUCGCCUGCUCCACAGCCGAUCUAAUGCAGGACUUCAAGAGUGGAUACCUGACCCUCUCCUCGCCACGGUCAAUGUUCGUUGCCCAGCUGAUCGGCAUUGCACUCGGGUGUGUCAUUGCUCCACUCACGCUGUGGCUCUUCUGGACGGCCUUCGACAUCGGCAAUCCUGAUGGCGAGUACAAGGCCCCAUUUGCCAUCAUGUUUCGGGAGAUGGCCAUCCUGGGUAUCAAAGGCUUCUCCGCACUCCCUAUGCACUGCGUUGAGAUCUGCUGUGCCGCCUUUUUCCUCGCCUUGGCCAUCAGUCUCCUGAAGGACGUGACGCCCCCGAACGUGUCCAGGUUCAUCCCCAUACCGAUUGCCAUGGCCGCGCCGUUCUAUGUUGGCGCCUACUUCGGUGUGGACAUGUUCAUAGGCACGGUGAUCUUGUUCGCCUGGCAAAAGCUGAACCGGGAGGAGGCCGACGGUUACGCGGUGGCUGUGGCGUCUGGGCUGAUCUGUGGGGAUGGGAUCUGGAGCAUCCCUUCCGCUGUUCUAUCCAUCCUGGGAAUUAACCCACCAAUCUGCAUGUCCUUCAAGCCUUCCUCUGCUUCCAGGUGAGAAGAUGGAUGGAAGGUUAUAUUCUUGGCCACGUGGUUGUACCAUCGAUGAACUCUUGUAAAUUGUAAAUACACACAAGUUGUACAUUAGCAGUUCUUAAUUUGUACAAAUGGUGUAAAAAUGAUGGGCCACCAUGAGAGCCACUAUUCCUGAUUAAUUAUAUGAAUCUUGUAAAUUGAUGAAUUUGUAUAAAUUUUGCAUUUGUUACAAAUAUAUUAUAAGCUACAUUCCAAUUUUCUGAACUGAAA
Messenger RNA from Setaria italica (foxtail millet), 2277 nucleotides. RefSeq names its product probable metal-nicotianamine transporter YSL5. Gene Ontology annotation, cellular component: vacuolar membrane. The record is from RefSeq and is a predicted model, not a curated record. Gene Ontology annotation, molecular function: oligopeptide transmembrane transporter activity. The coding region runs from base 35 to 2029 and encodes 664 amino acids. The transcript is spliced from 7 exons. Lineage: Eukaryota; Viridiplantae; Streptophyta; Magnoliopsida; Poales; Poaceae.